This is a messenger RNA of Zerene cesonia (dogface butterfly), 3393 nucleotides long. It is a transcript of the gene Cht7, whose product is annotated as probable chitinase 10. The record is from RefSeq and is a predicted model, not a curated record. Gene Ontology annotation, biological process: chitin catabolic process; carbohydrate metabolic process. NCBI's taxonomy places the organism in Eukaryota, Metazoa, Arthropoda, Insecta, Lepidoptera, Pieridae. Gene Ontology annotation, molecular function: chitin binding; hydrolase activity, hydrolyzing O-glycosyl compounds. Bases 199 to 3162 code for a protein of 987 amino acids. Gene Ontology annotation, cellular component: extracellular region. The transcript has 19 exons.
ACUUUCGGCCGUUUAUUCAGUCCACGACCGUCUCUCCAUCGCGACAGACGAACGGACGGACAUGUUCAUUAUAUAAAACAAGGUAUCGAACAUAAUCUCCCGCUCGCGGAGUAGUGCUGUGUCCGUGGUUAACUACAUAGACUGUAAACGUGCGAUAUUCUGUUUUGUGGUUUUACUCGUGUGAAUUAAACAGACAUAAUGUGGCCGCCAAGAUUGAUAAGGUGGACGUUCACAGUUCUUCUCUUAGUUGCAGUCUUCGCCCCAUCGACAGAUUCCUCAAAUGUCCGCAGAAGACUCCGUAAGCCAAGCAAAGUGACCACAUCAGUUUCGACCAGCGUAUCGAGAUCCUCAGAUCAGGUUAUAUCCGCUAGCGUGAACAGGCCAAAGAUCCGUGGUCGUCCGAGCGUAGCCAGUCGUAAAUCAUCUGCCGCUCUUGAUAACUCUGUUGGAACAGAUGACCAUAGGGAUAAAGAUGGUUAUAAGGUGGUCUGCUACUACACCAACUGGUCCCAAUACAGGACGAAAAUUGGCAAGUUCAUGCCAGAAGACAUCCAGCCAGACCUCUGCACCCACAUCAUCUUCGCUUUCGGCUGGAUGAAGAAAGGAAAGCUCAGCUCCUUCGAGUCCAACGACGAGACAAAGGAUGGCAAAACUGGGCUGUACGACAGAAUUAAUUCGUUGAAAAAGGCCAAUCCCAAGUUGAAGACCUUGCUCGCUAUUGGUGGUUGGUCCUUCGGUACCCAGAAGUUCAAGGAAAUGUCAGCUACCCGCUACUCCAGGCAAACGUUCAUCUACUCAGCUAUUCCCUACCUUCGUGAUAGAAACUUUGAUGGGCUGGACAUAGAUUGGGAGUACCCCAAGGGUGGUGAUGAUAAGAAGAACUUCGUGAUGCUGUUAAAAGAGUUGCGAGAGGCGUUCGAAGCAGAGGCCCAAGAGGUGAAGAAGCCGCGUCUGCUUCUGACAGCUGCUGUGCCCGUCGGCCCAGAUAACAUCAAGAGUGGAUACGAUGUGCCUGCUGUUGCCAGCUACCUCGACUUCAUCAACGUCAUGGCUUACGAUUUCCACGGUAAAUGGGAAAGGGAGACAGGCCACAACGCUCCUCUAUACGCGCCAUCUUCAGACUCCGAGUGGAGGAAGCAGCUGUCGGUAGACCAUGCGUCACACUUGUGGGUUAAGCUUGGAGCUCCUAAGGAAAAGCUAAUUAUUGGUAUGCCAACCUACGGCCGUAGUUUCACCCUGUCUAAUGUCAACAACUUCAAAGUGAAUUCCCCGGCGAGCGGAGGCGGGAAGGCCGGCGAGUACACAAAGGAAGGAGGCUUUCUUGCGUACUAUGAGGUCUGCGAUAUUCUGAGGAACGGUGGAACUUAUGUUUGGGAUGAUGAAAUGAAGGUGCCAUAUGCUAUCCAUGGUGAUCAGUGGGUCGGUUUCGAUGAUGAGAAGUCAAUUAGGAACAAGAUGAGGUGGAUCAAGGACAAUGGUUUCGGAGGUGCCAUGGUGUGGACUGUAGAUAUGGACGACUUCUCUGGUACCGUGUGUGGUGGCAACGUCAAGUACCCUCUUAUUGGUGCUAUGAGGGAAGAACUCCGUGGAAUAUCUCGAGGCAAAGAUGCUAAGGACGUAGACUGGUCAUCCGUAGCGGCUAGCGCAGUUAUUGAAGUCACAGAAAAACCACAACCCAUCAAGAUCAGCCUCUCCGAUGUACUCAGCAAAGUCAAGAAACCCACUAAGACCAUUAUCGUGAAGAAUAACAAUGCCGCUGUUGUUGAUAAGAACAAGCGCGAGCCUCAGAUCCUCUGCUACCUCACGUCCUGGUCCUCAAAACGACCAAGCGCUGGAAGGUUCACACCAGAAAACGUGGACCCGAACCUCUGUACCCACGUCAUCUAUGCCUUCGCGACUCUGAAGGACCAUAAGCUGGCUGAAGCUGAUGAAAAGGAUGCUGAUAUGUAUGAUAAGGUCGUCGCUUUGAGAGAGAAGAACCCGAAUUUGAAGAUUUUACUUGCCAUCGGCGGCUGGGCGUUUGGAUCUACGCCUUUCAAGGAGCUUACAUCUAACGUGUUCAGAAUGAAUCAAUUCGUCUAUGAAGCUAUUGAGUUCCUGAGGGAUUACCAGUUCAACGGCCUGGAUAUUGACUGGGAGUACCCGAGAGGGGCAGAUGACCGUGCAGCUUUCGUAUCCCUCCUCAAAGAAUUGCGUCUCGCGUUCGAAGGCGAGGCCAAAACCUCUGGACAGCCGCGACUCCUGCUCUCUGCAGCUGUACCAGCUUCCUUCGAAGCUAUCGCCGCUGGUUACGAUGUGCCAGAAAUCGCCAAAUACUUGGACUUCAUCAAUGUGAUGACGUAUGACUUCCACGGACAAUGGGAGAGGCAAGUUGGGCACAAUAGUCCACUCUUCCCGCUCGAGAGCGCCACCAGCUAUCAGAAGAAACUAACAGUGGAUUACUCUGCCAGGGAGUGGGUGCGACAAGGAGCCCCUAAAGAAAAGCUGAUGAUCGGUAUGCCAACAUACGGAAGGUCGUUCACUCUUAUCAACGAGACGCAGUUUGACAUUGGCGCCGCUGCGUCUGGCGGUGGUCAAGCCGGUCGCUACACCAACGAGGCUGGCUUCAUGUCAUACUACGAGAUCUGCGAUUUCCUCAGAGAGGACAACACCACCCUCGUGUGGGACAAUGAACAGAUGGUGCCGUUCGCGUAUAGGGACGACCAGUGGGUUGGCUUUGAUGAUGAGAGGUCAUUAAAAACUAAGAUGGCAUGGCUCAAAGAAGAAGGCUUCGGUGGAAUUAUGGUUUGGUCUAUCGAUAUGGAUGACUUCAGAGGGUCAUGUGGAACUGGAAAGUAUCCGCUCAUCACUGCCAUGAAACAAGAACUCGGUGACUACAAGGUCAGGCUGGAAUACGAUGGACCGUAUGAGACAUCGAGCGGCAGUGGACAGUACACUACUAAAGAUCCCAACGAAGUGACCUGUGAAGAAGAAGACGGCCAUAUCUCCUACCAUCCAGACAAAGCCGACUGCACCAUGUACUACAUGUGCGAGGGGGAGAGGAAACACCACAUGCCGUGCCCCUCUAACCUGGUCUUCAAUCCCAAUGAGAACGUCUGUGAUUGGCCAGAAAAUGUAGAAGGUUGCCAACACCACACGCAAGCUCCUGCUGCUAGGCGAUAAGGGUUAAAAUCCGCUAUAACUCGUGGAAUGUUUUUUUGUUUUGUAGAAAGGAAUAGAGCAAAAAUGAAUCCUUUCCUAUAGUAUAUUUUUGUCGCAAUUGCUUGGCAUAUUGCCUUUUGAUCGACCCUUUUUCAAUUAUAGUUUUAUAAACGAUUUAAUUAGAUUAUCGCCCCACAUUGAUAAUGUGUCUCCUGUUCUGUUGCAUCAAUCUUCUAUUGUUAUAUAUUUUCA